CUGAAGGACAGAAAUGACUUCGGAUUCCCCCAGGAAGACUUGGAUGGCCACCAGCUGCAGAAGGCCCGAGCCAUCUCUGUCCUCCAUGAGAUGACCCAGCAGAGCUUCAACCUCUUCUGCACAGAGGGCUCAUCGGCUGCUUGGGAUGAGAGCCUCUUGGACAAACUCUGCACUGGACUCUGUCAGCAGCUGGACGACCUGGAAGCCUGUCUGAUGCCGGAGGUGGGGGUGGAAGAGACUCCCCUGGUGAACGAGGACUUCGCACUGGCCGUGAGGAAAUACUUCCAAAGAAUCAGUCUCUACCUGAAAGAGAAGAGGCACAGCCCUUGCGCCUGGGAGGUCGUGAGA
Cynocephalus volans (Philippine flying lemur) is the source of this 348-nucleotide messenger RNA. RefSeq names its product interferon alpha-4-like. Gene Ontology annotation, cellular component: extracellular region. Gene Ontology annotation, molecular function: cytokine receptor binding. The record is from RefSeq and is a predicted model, not a curated record. The transcript has a single exon. The annotation marks the transcript as partial. Gene Ontology annotation, biological process: defense response. NCBI's taxonomy places the organism in Eukaryota, Metazoa, Chordata, Mammalia, Dermoptera, Cynocephalidae.